Lodderomyces beijingensis is the source of this 216-nucleotide messenger RNA. The record is from the annotation of a GenBank genome assembly. Lineage: Eukaryota; Fungi; Ascomycota; Pichiomycetes; Serinales; Debaryomycetaceae.
AUGACUCAAGAGCAACCGGUGGACAUAGCGGAUACGUACAAGCAACUAACUGCAGCAGAAACUCAGGCGACCAACUUGGAGAAAAUGUUGGAUGCAUUCGAAGCCAAACUCGAUUCAAUUUUACAAGAAGCUGAAGGCUUAGCCGAGGAAAAUGGCCACCUGGAUCCGCAAGAAAACAGCGCAGAGAAAGAAGUGACUCAGGACAAAUCCAAUUAA